GCACCAAACCCUGAACUUUUCUCACGCUGGGUCUCCUUUGGUUUUGCGAGGUACCGGUUUUUGGUUUUGAAAGAAAUGGCGAUGGCUGGGCGUAUCAGAUCAAGCCUCCCUCUACUCAACAAGAUUAUCAGAUCCGAUUCACUCUCUACCCAGACAUCGACGAUUCAACGGGCCCUUCUUUGCCCUACUUUCACCCAAUCUGAGUUCUCGGGGAACUAUUCCACUGCAUCAGGAAAAAAAGAGGAGAAGGUCAAGGUGCCUUUGGCUUUGUAUGGUGGCAGUGGAAACUAUGCCUCUGCUUUAUACCUUGCGGCAGCAAAAUCUAAUGUAUUGGAUCAGGUUGAGUCUGAAAUUCUUGACGUUGUUGAGGCUAUCAAUAGGAGCCCGAAAUUCUCUCAAUUCACAAAGGACUUAUCAGUGCCUGCCGAUAUAAGAAUCAAGGCAAUUAAGGAUAUUUGUGCUCAUGCAACACUUUCAGAUAUCACGAAGAAUUUUCUGAUUUUGUUGGCUGAGAACAGAAGGCUGAGAAACAUAGACAGCAUAGCAAAGAAAUUUAAUGAACUGACCAUGGCACAUAAGGGAAUAGUUAAAGCCAUUGUCACAACUGUCAUACCCUUACCUCCACAAGAAGAAAAAGAAUUGAAGGAAACACUGCAAGAUAUAAUUGGACAAGGGAAGACAGUUAAGGUUGAGCAGAAGAUUGAUCCCAGUAUUCUUGGUGGGCUUGUGGUAGAGUUUGGGCAGAAGGUGUUUGACAUGUCCAUCAAAACCAGGGCAAAGCAGAUGGAGAGGUACCUGCGCGAGCCUAUUGACGUUGGCAACCUCUAAAGUAGUAGUACUUUGGCAUCAUCAACUAUCAUGUAUCCUCAAAGAAGGAAAUGAGGUGUCUGUUAUUCUUCGAACCCGUUCAGUUAUAAUCUCUGUUUCCAAAUAAGUAUUAUUUUGGUUCAUAUCCUCGUUCGGGGUAAUCCUUAGCAAGCCUGAACUUGUACAAGAUUUUAUGGAAAACUUUUGAGGUGAUAUUUUAUCGACUACUGUUUGCAA
Tripterygium wilfordii is the source of this 1044-nucleotide messenger RNA. RefSeq names its product ATP synthase subunit O, mitochondrial-like. Lineage: Eukaryota; Viridiplantae; Streptophyta; Magnoliopsida; Celastrales; Celastraceae. Gene Ontology annotation, cellular component: membrane. Bases 76 to 828 code for a protein of 250 amino acids. The record is from RefSeq and is a predicted model, not a curated record. Gene Ontology annotation, molecular function: proton-transporting ATP synthase activity, rotational mechanism. The transcript has 6 exons. Gene Ontology annotation, biological process: proton motive force-driven mitochondrial ATP synthesis.